GAACCCUGUUGUGUUGUGCCCAUUCUUUCCUGUUGGAAAUUGAACGUGGGAAGACAUUUCUGCGAUUUGUAGCAACGUCAAAGAUUCAGCUAUACCACUCAGAUAUUCAUAAGCAGUAGGGAGACCUCAGAGUAACAUUAUACGCUAAACCUAUGAGGACUCGCUUGGGCGGGGCAGACGGAUGUACCUGAGCAGGUUGUUUGCUGCUAACCGGAUCCCAGAGAUUGCUCGAGGAUAGCCUACAUGAGAGCAGACCGCUUGAUUUCGCAACAUGAAUCAAAUCAAAAACGAACCGAUUAAAUAUAACCCGAAUGACUAACAGAAAACACACCUUGAACUUUAAAUCAAGACUAAGUUCGUGUAUCCAAUGUAGAUUACCGAAUCAUGACCUUCGUGGCCUUAUAACAAACUUUCCGGACAACAAGCGACAUGAUGCAAAAUGUACAUUUAUCUGAUGAUGUGUGCCAAAAUGUGACUAUUGUUAGGUUACUCUGUCCAGCUCGAAAUUCCACCUGUCUAAUAAACCCAGAGGCCUCCAUCAACACCACUCUCCAUGACAGCAGCAACUCCACGGUAGCAGCUCUGUCAGUUGAUAAAUGGAACAACUACAACUUCUGGAUUGGCCUGGCCCUCGCUGUGCUCUCAUCUUUCUUGAUUGGAGGAAGUGUAAUUCUGAAGAAGAAAGCUUUGCUGCGUCUUGCCAGCAAUGGACAGACAAGAGCAGGUGAGGGGGGACAUGGGUACCUGAAGGACUGGAUUUGGUGGGGUGGACUCCUUACAAUGGGAACAGGCGAAGUGGCUAACUUCGCUGCAUACAUGUUUGCCCCUGCCACUGUGGUCACUCCCUUAGGAGCCCUGAGUGUUCUUAUCAGUGCUGUUCUGUCUUCCUACCUGUUGGGGGAGUCGAUGAACCUGUUGGGAAAGAUGGGAUGUGUGCUUAGUCUGCUAGGCAGCACUAUAAUGGUCAUCCAUGCACCAGAGGAGGAAGAGGUGACAACCUUAAAGGAAAUGGCGGAUAAAUUAUUGGACCCAGGUUUUCUGGUUUACAUCUCUGUCCUACUGGUCACCUGCAUGGUGCUAAUCUUCUACGUCUCUCCGCGCGUGGGCCCCACAAACAUCUUGGUGUACAUCAGCAUCUGCUCCCUGCUCGGUGCCUUCACCGUGUCCUCAGUGAAAGGCCUGGGCAUCGCCAUCCGCACCGUCUUCACCGACCCGUCCGUCGUCCGCAACCCCCUCACCUGGAUCCUGCUCUUCACUUUGGUGGGCUCCAUCGUCACCCAAGUCAACUACCUGAACAAGUCCCUGGACACGUUCAACACCCUGCUCGUCUAUCCCGUGUACUACGUGUUCUUCACCACCGUGGUUCUGACUACCUCCGUCAUCCUCUUCAAGGAGUGGUGGGCCAUGUCAGGUGUGGACAUUGUGGGGACCGUCGGGGGCUUCUCAGUCAUUGUCCUCGGCGUAAGCAUGCUGCACCUGUUCAAGGACAUCGCGGUGACGCUGAAGGAGCUCAAGAGUAGCCUGUGCCAGCCGGUGGUGGGGAUGGGGGGCGGGCCGCCCAAGAGGGAGGACAAGCACAUUCUCAUCGAGAACAUCGAGUGCCUUCCGCCCAUGAGAGAGGACGGGCCUCGAGUGUUUAUCAUCAGCUAAGAGGCUCCAGCCCAUAGCUCGCUGUGUGUAUAUGAGUCUCUUAAAUCUGUUUAGUGAUUCUUUUGUUUCUUCUGCUGAUGACAGAACAACAUGACGCAGUAUGCUGUGCUAAUCAGACCACUGCUGAAAGUCAGUCUAUGACGCAGAAUACAACUUUGCCAAUAAAUUUGGUAGUAGACGGUGACAUGACAGUAUGGACCCCCCUUCAACUAUCUGUCAGUUAUAUCUCUGUAAAUAGCAACCAACAUCACCUAAUACAUUUUUUUAUGAACUA
Messenger RNA from Clupea harengus (Atlantic herring), 1924 nucleotides. It is a transcript of the gene nipal4, whose product is annotated as NIPA like domain containing 4. Gene Ontology annotation, cellular component: membrane. Gene Ontology annotation, molecular function: magnesium ion transmembrane transporter activity. Gene Ontology annotation, biological process: magnesium ion transport. NCBI's taxonomy places the organism in Eukaryota, Metazoa, Chordata, Actinopteri, Clupeiformes, Clupeidae. The record is from RefSeq and is a predicted model, not a curated record.